AAACUUCUUUCCUGCAACUCUGCAAUUCCGUUCGAAAGCAAGUUGGAGUAGGAAAUUCAUUUGUGGGGUUGAUAUGUAUCCACUCGCAAGGACAAGUUUUUGUAGUGGUUUCCGCGUCGUCUUCUUCGAUUCCAACUGCUAUUGCGUCUUCAAUAAACGGACUAUAGAGAGGACUUUGACUUGGCCAAGCCAAUCGGGGCAGGGUCUUCCUUCUUAUCUGCCCCUCCCCGUCUCCCGCACGCACUUCUCCCGUCUCCUCUCGCUUCUAUUCCCUGCCUCUCGCCGGCCUCUCUCCGAGAGCAGCUGGGAGGAGCCAUCCAUGGUGCGGGCGAGUCUUCUCGCCGUGCACGACGCCGUAGCCAGCGGGGGCCACCUCAGCCCCGUGGCCGUCGUGGUGUUCGCGGUGGCCGCGACGGUGGCCGUGGCGGCGAUCACGGCGUUCGGGUGCGCGCAGGGCGCCAAGAAGAAGCCGCCCAGGCAGAACAACGUCGUCUACUACGGCAAGGGAUACCCGCCGCCCCCCGCGGGGGCGUACGGCUACCCGGCGCAGCAGCCGCCCCCCGGCUACGGCUACGCGUACCCGCAGCAGCAGCAGAGCGCCGGGAGGCCCGCCCGAAGCGGGCUCGGGUCCGUGUCAUUAGAAUGCGCUAAGUUUGUUCAUAAGAUAUUUUAUAUAGUUUGAAUUGAAAUGGUGUCACUUUUUUAUAUUAUCAUGUAAUUUCAGUAGUUUUGGUGAUAGCGGACCAAGUAUCGUUUUUUACUCUUAUUUUUCAACUCACGAUUCGAUUCAUGUCUCACCAUAUUACCAGCUCUAUCCUGAUCCUAAUUAGGCAUGAAAGGAUUUAAAAUUUAUGCCUAUAUAUAUAAAGCAUCCUAAAUUUUUGGAAA
This is a messenger RNA of Panicum virgatum (switchgrass), 888 nucleotides long. RefSeq lists its product as uncharacterized. The coding region runs from base 74 to 682 and encodes 202 amino acids. Lineage: Eukaryota; Viridiplantae; Streptophyta; Magnoliopsida; Poales; Poaceae. The transcript is spliced from 2 exons. The record is from RefSeq and is a predicted model, not a curated record.